Carassius carassius (crucian carp) is the source of this 819-nucleotide messenger RNA. RefSeq names its product C-C chemokine receptor type 8-like. The record is from RefSeq and is a predicted model, not a curated record. Gene Ontology annotation, biological process: positive regulation of Rho protein signal transduction; phospholipase C-activating G protein-coupled receptor signaling pathway. The coding region runs from base 1 to 819 and encodes 272 amino acids. Gene Ontology annotation, molecular function: G protein-coupled receptor activity. The transcript has a single exon. Lineage: Eukaryota; Metazoa; Chordata; Actinopteri; Cypriniformes; Cyprinidae.
AUGAACACCACCAUACCAGGAGCUUCCAACAUCACAACUCCUUACAUUUUUGGAUAUCUAGAAAUGUGUGUGUUCAGCAUCAAUGUCUUGUUUGGUCUUCCUACACACUCCUAUAUCAUAUGGCUUAUUGUCAAAGGAACGGGUGGAGUUGCAUCAGAGUUCUUCAACUUCAAUCUUUCUGUUUGUGAGAUUGGUGCCUGUCUAGACUGUUUGUUUUUUAUCCUGGUAAACUGGAUUUUGUUUCUUGCACCAUUAGCACUUCUUUUCCAAGGUUUUAUCAUCACUGGUCGUCCUCUGUUUCAGUGUCUGAUGUGUGUUGAGCGUUACCUGGCUGUGGUUCAUCCUGUAACCUUUCUGAAGUACAAACCUCUCAGAUACAGAGUGAUCUGCUGCACCGCGGCCUGGAUAAUUAUUUUUGUCUCCUGUUUGGUCUGCAUGUUCACAUUAAUGUCAUCUAAUAUUAAUGUACAUACAUGGUUCUUCUUAUCACAGUUCAUUCUCAUCCUCUCCAUCCAGUUGUUUUGUCUUUUGGCUGUUCUCAGAGCUCUGAAGCAGUCAGGACUAGGAGAGAGAGGGAGAGAGAGAGAGGAGGAAAACCACACAAAGAAAAGAGCAUUUCAGCUCAUUUUAAUAAUUACUGAAAACAUGGUUAUCACUUAUGUGCUGAUUAUUAUCUCAGGAGUAUUUAUAAUUUUGAAAACGCACUAUCAUGUAUCAUACUGGGCCCCUGGUUUGGUUUGUUAUACACUGGCUGGUUUUGUUCAGCCUGUUCUUUUUCUGCGCCGGGCUGGAAAACUCUCUUGCCCCGUUUCUCCAUAA